This is a messenger RNA of Serendipita indica DSM 11827, 903 nucleotides long. The record is from the annotation of a GenBank genome assembly. NCBI's taxonomy places the organism in Eukaryota, Fungi, Basidiomycota, Agaricomycetes, Sebacinales, Serendipitaceae.
AUGCUAUUCUAUGGACCGAGUGGAGCUGGAAAGAAGACGCGCAUAGCAGGGACGCUCCGAGAACUUUUUGGUGCUGGAACAGAAAAGCUCAAAAUUGAUCAACGCGUUUUCAUGACGCCUUCGAGACGCAAGCUCGAUUUGAACAUUGUGCAGAGCAACUAUCACAUCGAGAUCACGCCUAGUGAUGUCGGGAUAUAUGACCGCGUCGUCAUUCAAGAGAUUUUGAAGGAGAUUGCGCAAACUCAACAAGUCGACCUGGGUGCAAAGCAGCGUUUCAAGGUCGUCGUAAUCAAUGAAGCCGACUCGCUCACUCGAGACGCACAAGCAGCACUGAGGCGGACGAUGGAAAAGUACAUGGCAAACAUGCGUAUUAUUCUAUGUUCUACCAGCACAAGCAAGCUCAUCGCUCCAAUCAAGUCGAGAUGCUUACUCGUUCGUGUGGGUGCGCCUACCGAUGAUGAGAUGACAAGCGUGCUGCAAUAUGUGGCGAAAAAGGAGCGCUUCACGCUUUCGGAUGAAGUGGCAAGCAAUAUUGCACGCGAUGCAGACGGAAACACACGCAAGGCUGUUCUGAUGCUCGAAGCAAUGAAGAUGCAACACCCCAAUCUAUCCGAGACGACCAUGUCGAUCCAACCAGCAAAACCGGACUGGGAGACAUAUUGCCAUCACGUUGCGGACAUGAUCGUUCAAGAACAGACGCCGAAACGAGUGAUGGACGUCCGCGGCAAGCUGUACGAGCUGUUGAGCCAUUGUAUACCACCGCAUGUCGUGCUCAAGGUCCGUGAUUUUUCUAUUGCUGUUCGUAUCCCUGUCCUCGUCAUUAUCGGAGCCAUGCCCGAGGUGGACGUCUUGCCACAUCGCCAGUCUCGGCUCCGAAGCCCAGAGCUGACGGAUCAUGGCUAG